Messenger RNA from Durio zibethinus, 1935 nucleotides. RefSeq names its product protein LATERAL BRANCHING OXIDOREDUCTASE 1-like. Lineage: Eukaryota; Viridiplantae; Streptophyta; Magnoliopsida; Malvales; Malvaceae. The record is from RefSeq and is a predicted model, not a curated record.
AAUCUUCCAAAACAAAGUUCUGCCAAUCUUAUCUUUGCCUAGUUAGUAGUUAGUUUUACCCUCAUUUUUCAUCAAAAACUGUCCAGGUUCAAUCUCGGUUAAACGCCAACCUUUUACUUCAAAAACCAUUCCUCUGUCUGUCAUUUCUCACAGACAAAACCAAUUCAUUUACCUUCUUCCAUUGAACUGUUAUUAACAAGCAAAUACAAUGGGAGAAGUUGAUCCCGCUUUCAUCCAAGACAUCGAACACAGGCCUAAACUCUCGAUCAUUGAAGCUGAAGGAAUACCCUUAAUUGAUCUUUCAGUGUUGAAUUCACCUGAUGCUGUAUCUGACCCCAGUAGCCUCGACAGCCUUGUCUCUGAGAUCGGUAACGCAUGCAAGGACUGGGGAUUUUUCCAAGUGAUCAAUCAUGGAGUACCAUUGGAGCAACGUCAGAAACUUGAGGAAGUAUCCAGGAAAUUCUUUGCUCAACCUUUGGAGGAGAAGGUGAAGAUCAGGAAAGAUGAAGGGAAGGUUUUAGGUUAUUAUGACGCUGAGCAUACCAAGAAUGUUAGAGAUUGGAGGGAGGUGUUUGAUUUUACAGUCCAAAAUCCUACUAUAGUCCCAGCUUCAAGACGCCCUGAUGACAAGGAAGUAGUUGAGUGGCAAAAUCAAUGCCCCGAGUAUCCUCCUGAACUAAGAGAAGCAUGUGAAGGAUAUGCAAAGGAACUAGAAAAAUUAUGUUACAAGUUGAUGGAACUUAUUGCCUUAAGCCUAGGCUUGCCAGCAGAUAGAUUCCAUGAUUUCUUCAAGGACCAAACCAGCUACCUCAGGCUUAACCGCUAUGCACCUUGCCCUGCUCCUGACCUAGUUCUAGGCCUUGGCCGACACAAGGACUCUGGUGCCCUGACCAUUCUUGCUCAAGAUGAAGUAGGAGGAUUGGAAGUGAAGCGAAAAUCAGAUGGAGAAUGGGUCCGUGUCACGCCUACGGCAGAUGCUUUUAUCAUUAAUAUUGGUGACAUUUUUCAGGUUUGGAGCAAUGAAACUUAUGAGAGUGUGGAGCACAGGGUCACGGUGAAUUCCGAGAGGGAAAGGUUUUCGAUUCCAUUCUUCUUCCACCCGGCUCAUUACACCAUGGUGCAGCCCUUUGAGGAGCUGACAAGUGAGACAAAUCCCCCCAGAUACAGGCCAUACAAUUGGGGAAAGUUUUUGAUCACUCGGAAGGGCAGUAAUUUCAGGAAGCUCGAUGUCGAAAACAUCCAAAUCUACCACUUCAGGAUAUCAAAUUUGGCAGACCGCGUAGAAGCACUAUCAGUGAUAUAAUAAAAUGGGGGCAUUAGCAUGUAAAUUAGUAAUAAUAAUUAAUAAGUUCAUUCUGUAUUGCUGAGGAGAUACUUUGAACACAUGGUGUGGUUAAUAUUUCUAGUAUGAACCACUAUGAUCGACAAUAAUGAAAGCCCUUUCAGUCAAAAGACAAAACACUUCCUUGAAAGUUUGUAAAAUCUAUCCAAUUUUGAUGAGCUUUGUCCAGUACCCAACCUAGAAACAUGGAACAGAAGCAGAAGCUCAUGAUCUUGGGUUUCACUUCCGGUUUAUAACCUUCCUUCCAUGGCACUAAUUGGAACUUCAUCAUAGCCACCAAAGCACUUUGUGCUAGUAUAUGGGUCUUGGUCUUGCCAUGGUGUUUGGUCAUGGCACUAGCUGGUGCCAAUGCUAAAAUCAGCUGGUCACAAUGUCACUGCCAUAGACCUGGCAGGGUCGGGUUGAUCCACGGCAAGUGAACAAUCUCACAUCGAUUUCUGAUUACAUCUAGCCAUUAGGGGAAUCCAUGGCAUCACUUUCUGAUCUAGAAAAAGUAUUCCUUGUUGUUGUUGGUCAUAGCCGUUUGGCUACCUCUCGCAGCGGAAAGGUUUCCUGAGAAGAUUUUUGUUGCUAUUUUCGUCGCUGCCAUUGAU